AUUGCACCACACCAAAAAUCUACAUUUACUUCUCCUCAAAAAGAAAAGAAAAGUUCUCCAUUUACUCUUUCUUGAUUCUCUUACUUCACUCAAAACGCACGAAAACAAGAAAACAGACAGGUCUGUUCAUAAUAUUGAUGGCCCACUUUUCUUCAUCUGGCAGAUCUAACUGAUGAUGACUCACUUGUUGCUUAAAAUCUUGAAAUAUAUAAAUCUCUUACAAAUCUCACUCCUCUCUUCUUCAACUAUAAUGGCAACAAUUAACAAACCCUUAAGGCCAAAACCAAAACUCAGUUCCCCAAUUCUCACUACCGUCAUAUGCAUCUCUUCCAUUGCUUUGUUAUUCCUUUUUUCUUCUCUUAUUUCCACAAAUGGCUUCUCUUUCUCCUCUCCAAAUACCCAUAACAUAAUAGUAGACAUCAUCAGACCCACCAAACCCACAAGACCACACUCUUUACACGACAAGUACUUGUAUUGGGGCAAUAGAAUUGAUUGCCCUGGCAAGCAUUGUGACUCUUGUGAGGGUCUGGGUCAUCAGGAGUCUAGCCUCCGGUGCGCUCUUGAAGAAGCCAUUUUCUUGAAUAGGACGUUUGUGAUGCCUUCUGCAAUGUGUAUUAAUCCCAUACACAAUAAGAAGGGGAUCCUUCAUCAUUCUAGCAACUCAAGUGCGGAGGAAAGGUGGGCUGCAAACUCUUGUGCGAUGGACUCUUUGUAUGACAUUGACCUCAUAUCUGAAACUAUACCUGUAAUUUUGGACAAUUCAAAAAUUUGGUAUCAGGUGCUAUCAACAAGCAUGAAGUUGGGAGAUAGAGGAAUUGCCCAUGUUGAAGGAGUUAGUCGGGUUGAUCUUAAAGAGAACAGUGGCUACUCGAAUCUCUUGCUCAUAAAUCGAACAGCAAGCCCUCUUUCAUGGUUCAUGGAGUGCAAGGAUCGAAACAAUCGUAGUGCUAUAUUGUUGCCAUAUUCAUUUCUUCCUUCCAUGGCUGCAGAGAAAUUAAGAGAUGCAGCAGACAAGAUUAAGACACUCCUUGGUGAUUAUGAUGCUAUCCAUGUUCGUCGUGGUGAUAAAAUAAAAACUAGGAAGGACAGGUUUGGUGUUGCACGAAGCCUACAUCCUCAUCUGGACAGGGAUACACGCCCAGAUUUUAUGCUCCUCAGGAUUGAAAAGUGGGUGCCACCAGGACGAACUCUUUUUAUUGCUUCAAAUGAGAAGACACCAGGAUUUUUCUCUCCUCUCUCUGUUAGAUAUAAACUGGCAUAUUCGUUGAACUAUAGCUGGAUAUUGGAUCCCUUGAUUGAGAACAAUUACCAACUAUUUAUGAUCGAGAGGCUUAUAAUGAUGGGUGCCAGAACAUUCAUUAGAACAUUCAAGGAAGAUGAUACAGAUCUCAGUCUUACUGAUGACCCAAAGAAGAAUACCAAAAAAUGGCAAAUACCUGUAUAUACAAUGGAUGAAGUGGGAACUUGAUGGCAAUGCAGCCCACUACUCUUACUUUCACUUUACUCCAAUGUGUAUCCCACUGCUACCUGCAGAAAUGUUGCAUACUAUACUUGCCUAUCCGAUCAUUCUUCCAUGUAAUGGUUUGAGAACGCACUUCGUUUGUAGAUCAGAAUCUUGUAGCUUCAUCAGGGGAAUCGGUGUCAUGAGGGAGGUGCCAAUUAGCCUAUGUAAAUUGCAAUAUUGAAGGUACGGCUCUGUAUGUUUCUAGUGUAUGUACUGCACUGCAGAGAUUUAAUAGAGAAAAGAGAUGCACCUCUCUCUCUAACUUGUUUGUGAGUAACCAUUAUUUCUGUAGAUGAUUUUUCAUUUAUUUUUUAAGAUUACCAAUUUUCCUUUCAUUUAAUGAAGUUUAUGGUUGCAUUUUCUGA
Ricinus communis (castor bean) is the source of this 1869-nucleotide messenger RNA. RefSeq lists its product as uncharacterized. The record is from RefSeq and is a predicted model, not a curated record. The transcript is spliced from 6 exons. Bases 173 to 1468 code for a protein of 431 amino acids. NCBI's taxonomy places the organism in Eukaryota, Viridiplantae, Streptophyta, Magnoliopsida, Malpighiales, Euphorbiaceae. Gene Ontology annotation, cellular component: Golgi apparatus.